This is a messenger RNA of Otolemur garnettii (small-eared galago), 451 nucleotides long. RefSeq names its product alpha hemoglobin stabilizing protein (gene AHSP). The record is from RefSeq and is a predicted model, not a curated record. Gene Ontology annotation, molecular function: hemoglobin binding. Gene Ontology annotation, biological process: protein stabilization; erythrocyte differentiation; protein folding. The coding region runs from base 60 to 368 and encodes 102 amino acids. The transcript has 3 exons. Lineage: Eukaryota; Metazoa; Chordata; Mammalia; Primates; Galagidae. Gene Ontology annotation, cellular component: cytoplasm.
CAUACAUAGUCUGAAGAGUGUGGGUGUGCCAUACACAGCGUUUUUGGACCUGCAGGCAGAUGGCCCUUCUUCAGGCCAACGAAGAUCUCAUUUCUGCAGGAGUGAAGGAAUUUAAUAUUUUGCUAAAUCAACAGGUCUUUAAUGAACCUUUUGUCUCUGAAGAAGCCAUGGAAACUGUAGUGAAUGACUGGGUGAACUUCUACAUGAACUAUUACAAGAAGCAGAUGACAGGAGAGCAGGGAGAGCAAGAGAAGGCUCUGCAGGAACUUAAGCAGAAGCUGAAUUCUCUGGCCAACCCUUUCCUGGCCAAGUAUAGGGCCUUCCUGAAGUCCUGUGAGCACCUAAAUCACCCACCGCCUUCCCCCUAGACCACAGAAUCUUCGUUUCUAAGAAACUCUGUGUCCUUCCUUCCACAGGCUGUGCUCCUUCAAUGUCACUCUACCUUGACCUC